This is a messenger RNA of Carlito syrichta (Philippine tarsier), 2491 nucleotides long. RefSeq names its product tec protein tyrosine kinase (gene TEC). Gene Ontology annotation, biological process: tissue regeneration; B cell receptor signaling pathway; peptidyl-tyrosine autophosphorylation. NCBI's taxonomy places the organism in Eukaryota, Metazoa, Chordata, Mammalia, Primates, Tarsiidae. Bases 49 to 1944 code for a protein of 631 amino acids. The record is from RefSeq and is a predicted model, not a curated record. The transcript is spliced from 17 exons. Gene Ontology annotation, molecular function: protein binding; non-membrane spanning protein tyrosine kinase activity; ATP binding.
AAUUCUGGGAUCUUCAAUGGCUGGAGAAGGAGUGACCAGAAGACAGAGAUGAGUUUUAACACUAUUCUAGAAGAGAUUCUUAUCAAAAGGUCACAGCAGAAAAAGAAGACAUCGCCCUUAAACUACAAAGAGCGACUUUUUGUACUUACCAAGUCCAUGCUCACCUACUACGAGGGUCGUGCAGAGAAAAAAUACAGAAAGGGGUUUAUUGAUAUUUCAAAAAUCAAGUGCGUGGAGGUAGUGAAGGAUGAUGACAGCGCCAUCCCCUGUCAGAAUAAGUAUCCAUUUCAGGUUGUUCAUGAUGCCAACACGCUUUACAUUUUUGCACCCAGUAUGCAAAGUAGAGACCAGUGGGUGAAGAAAUUAAAAGAAGAAAUAAAGAAAAACAAUAAUAUUAUGAUUAAAUAUCAUCCUAAAUUCUGGACAGAUGGAAGUUAUCAAUGUUGCAGACAAACUGAAAAGUUAGCACCUGGAUGUGAGAAAUAUAAUCUUUUUGAAAGUAGUAUAAGAAAAGCCCUACCUCCAGCACCAGAAACAAAGAAGCGAAGGCCUCCUCCACCAAUUCCGCCUGAAGAGGAAGAGGGCAGUGAGGAAAUUGUGGUGGCAAUGUAUGACUUCCAGGCCACAGAGGCACAUGAUCUCAGACUGGAGAGAGGCCAAGAGUAUCUCAUAUUAGAAAAGAAUGACGUUCACUGGUGGAGAGCAAGAGACAAGUACGGGAGUGAAGGAUAUAUCCCAAGUAAUUAUGUAACAGGAAAGAAAUCAAACAACUUAGAUCAAUAUGAAUGGUAUUGCAGAAAUAUGAACAGAAGCAAAGCAGAACAGCUCCUCAGAAGUGAAGAUAAAGAAGGUGGUUUUAUGGUAAGGGACUCCAGUCAGCCUGGCUUGUACACAGUCUCCCUUUAUUCAAAGUUUGGAGGAGAAGGCACAUCGGGUUUCAGGCAUUACCAUAUAAAGGAAACAGCAACAUCUCCAAAGAAGUAUUACCUAGCAGAGAAGCAUGCUUUUGGAUCGAUUCCUGAGAUUAUUGAAUAUCACAAGCACAACGCAGCGGGACUUGUCACAAGGCUGCGGUACCCGGUUGGCGUGAAGGGACAGAGUGCACCUACCACCGCGGGAUUCAGCUACGAGAAGUGGGAAAUCAACCCCUCGGAGCUGACCUUCAUGCGGGAGUUGGGGAGUGGACUGUUUGGGGUGGUAAGGCUGGGCAAGUGGAGGGCCCAGUACAAGGUCGCCAUCAAGGCCAUCCGGGAAGGUGCCAUGUGUGAGGAGGACUUCAUAGAAGAGGCCAAGGUGAUGAUGAAGCUGACACACCCCAAGCUAGUGCAGCUCUAUGGGGUCUGCACACAGCAGAGGCCCACCUACAUUGUCACGGAGUUCAUGGAGAGGGGCUGCCUCCUGAACUUCCUGCGGCAACGACAAGGUCACCUGGGCAGGGACGCCCUGCUGAGCAUGUGCCAGGACGUGUGUGAGGGCAUGGAGUAUCUGGAGAGGAACAGCUUCAUCCACAGGGACCUGGCUGCCCGGAACUGUCUAGUCAAUGAGGUGGGAGUUGUGAAAGUGUCUGAUUUUGGAAUGGCCAGGUACGUUCUGGAUGACCAGUACACUAGCUCUUCCGGUGCCAAGUUCCCUGUGAAGUGGUGUCCCCCUGAAGUGUUCAACUACAGCCGCUUUAGCAGCAAGUCUGACGUCUGGUCCUUCGGUGUCCUGAUGUGGGAGGUGUUCACCGAGGGCCGGAUGCCCUUCGAGAAGUUCACCAACUACGAGGUGGUGACCAUGGUCACUCGGGGCCACCGACUCUACCAGCCGAAGCUGGCAUCCAGGCCCGUGUACGAGGUGAUGCUGCACUGUUGGCAGGAGAAGCCAGAGGGGCGGCCAUCUUUUCAUGACUUGCUGUGCACGAUCGAUGAACUGGUGGAGAGUGAGGAGACCUUCGGACGGUGAGGGCAGCGACUCUGGCCCCACAGCAUGGGUGGAGGGCCACUGCCGACCUGGAUCCACCUGACACCUGGACGUGCACGUGGCUUGGCCUAUGAAGUGGAAAAACCCGAGGAACUUGAGCCCGCCCAGCCCAGCCUUCGCACUGUGGCUGAAUCUUCCAGAUGGCGUAGCCGCUUAGGGAUGGGUACUGAAAACACCCAUUUCCACCCAAAUCUCAGGCACUUGAGGGCUGAUCGUGCACCUGUGCCCCAGGGUGUGGCCGCUGAGGGGGUGCACAUGGGACCAUGUAGCCGCGGGCCAGGGUGCUGGGGAGGGAAAGGGCAUUGGAGCCAGGUUCCACUCUUCCUUCCCCUGACUCCUGCAGAAAUUGGGGCCUGGGAUGUGACCUGGGGUCAGGUUCCAGGGAACCAGGAACCCCCAUGGAUAAGCCCAUCUUGUCUGGGAAACGUCUCUGUUCAAGACUGUUCUUAGUGUUACAUCUUGGAAUAUGUGUAUGCUGUAUAUGUUGUAAAUACACAUGUAAUAUAUAAAGUUAUAUAUUUAUAAGAAA